Molecule: messenger RNA, 3383 nt
Organism: Suillus plorans
Lineage: Eukaryota; Fungi; Basidiomycota; Agaricomycetes; Boletales; Suillaceae
Exons: 3
Coding region: 420-2900 (826 amino acids)
Molecular function (GO): calcium ion binding
Source: RefSeq, a predicted model, not a curated record
CAGUAGUCUCCUACUAGCUAGCCCUACUUGGUACCUGUGGGUUGGGGGUGCGCUUUAGGAUGUGAUUCACUUGUCGUGUCAAUAUUCGAAUUCCUUACCAGGCUUAAAAGCUUCACGUCCGUUUUGACGAGCUCCAGUCACACCACCAAUAUUUCUCAAUGGAUUCUAAGGGUCUAGCUGUUUGCAGUGGAUUAGCCACCAGACGAGCGCCUACUGAGUACUCGUCCUUUAAGCUUCAAAUCCUAUCACCUUUCCAUAGAUUGAAACAUCCAUUCAACCAUUCAAUUUCAAGAGUCGCGCCUCGCGUUCACCAUCACCCGACAGCUUGAUAAUCGCGCAAUCUAAGCCCAAGAAAGUUUGGAUUCAAAUCCUCUUAGUACUUUUAGUUGGUUCGCUUAUCACAACGCCGACCUUCAUCAAUGAGUAGCGAUCAAUUUCUUGAUGAAAUUUGGCUAAAACUCUCCCAGGUUGCUGUCACAGGUGCCCAAUACAACUCUGGUGAACGUUUGCCCCACCCGAAAUGUUUGAAGGGGACCCGAGUUGAUCUCCUCAAAUACAUCCACGAAUCAUUGGAUGACCCAGAGAAAAAUCAACUGAUUUGGCUGCAUGGCACGGCUGGUGUCGGAAAGUCUGCCGUCGCGUUUACAGUUGCUGAAACGAUGAGAGGUCUAAAAGUGACCGAAGAGACGAACGUCGAAAAACGGCUAGCGGGAACAUUCUUUUUCUCGCGCAAGCACACAAAGCGUUGCACGGCUGGACAUUUCUUUGCGACGCUUGCCUACCAGCUUGCCACCAAUUUUCCAAGCAUCCGGAUGGAUGUGAGCAGAGCGAUCCGCAACAAUCCUGCACUAUUAAACACAGAUACGCCUCUCCGCGACCAGAUGGAGGCUCUCUUUCUCCAACCCCUCCGGAAACUUCGACUCAGAUUUCCGGGAUGUCCGCCUUUGUCGUUUGUUGUCGAUGCGCUCGAUGAAUGCACAUCUAAACCCGAGAUUACUGAUCUCAUCCUUUCCCUUGCACAGGCUCUUCGUGAGCCUGACCUUCCCGUGACCCAUAUUUUGCUCACAAGUCGCUCGGAAUCCCAUAUCCAUAAAGCCUUCCAGAACGAAGAGGUGCGCCCGUUGGUGCGCGAGAUACCCGUGAGAACUUCUGGGGACGGCAUUUCGUUGGACGGCGUAGAUGUUGACAACGACAUCUGUACUUUCUUACAGCAUUCCUUUGAAGAGCUAGAAAGUCGCCAUCCCGAUUUCCCUAAGCUAUCGACGGAUGAUCUUGCGAAGCUGGCGAGCCGAGCGGGCAGACGUUUCAUUGUAGCGUCUACGAUGAUGAAGUUUAUUAUCGACGAUGAAGACAAGGAUCCCCGCGAUCUAUUGCAGCUGAUGCUCGAGCUGACAAGCAAGCUGCUACCAGGAACGGAGGUGUACAAGUUUUACGACUGUAUCCUCUCCACAUGUGCCGACCCCAAGCGUGCUUACAUGCACUUGUCCAUUGUUGCUGCCCUCACAGACCCUCUUCCCAUUUCGCAAAUCUCAUCACUUCUUGGCCCUGGCUUAGGCAGGGAUGUGCAGACAACGUUGAUACAGCUACGGUCUUUCGUGGAUAUCCCUGGAGCCAGCAUUCUCCCUGUGAAUAUUCAUCACUCUUCCAUUCGUGACUACGUUUCCAACCCCUCAAACUGCAGCCUCCCUCAAGUCCGCGAACACGAUAUGCCAUCACCCUACUCCCUACUCGCUGAUUCCUCUUUUCGCUUGAUGAUGAAAGAGAUUCCUGAAAGCACAGCUCUCUUGGAUGCGCUCUCAGGACUGAUGAAGCAGAGCAAUGCAAUGGAACAUAAGGAUCACAGUACAUUAAAAAACCAAUUAGCCUUCCUCGUUCGGGCACCCGAACCGGUGUCUGUUCUUAUCUGCAUGCUAUGGCUUCGGGGUGAUCGCGAGUCAGAUAUGCAAGUCUGGUUAGAAACCGUGGAUGGGAGUGCCUGGCUACAGACCUGGAAGGGGCAACGCUGGCUGAAGACCUCGAAGGGACGAAAGUGGCUGCAGACCCAGGGAGGACGAGAGUGGCUGCAGACAGAGGCAGGAUUAACCUGGAAGGUCUCGACCAGUGACUCAGACUCAGACGCAAGCAUGCCAGAAUUACUAUCCGUUUCAGACUCGGAGUCGGACGAUUGGAAGGUGGACGGUCGGAUCUACCAGAAUCGAGAUGUCUUCGGCCUUUCAGGCUCGUCAUACCAGGUGAAAUUGGGGCACAAGCCAAAGUGGCUGCGGACCCAGGGAGGGCAAAGCUGGUUGCAGGCCAAGGAAGGACGACGCUGGCUGCAGGCCAAUGGAGGACGAGACUGGCUGCAGAGCUUGGGAGGGCGACGCUGGCUGACUCGGAAAUUGGGAGGGCGAAGCUGGCUGCAGACCCAGGCGGGAAGGGACUGGCUGCAAACUGAGGGAGGACGGGACUGGCUGCAGAUUCAGGCAGGACAGGACUGGUUGCAGACUCGGACAGGAUGGGAUUGGCUGCAGACCCAAGCAGGACGGAACUGGCUGCAGACCAAGGCAGGACGAGACUGGCUGCAUACCGAUGCAGGACGAGACUGGCUGAAGUCUCCGGACGGGCCAGAAUGGCUGAAAUCCCCAGACGGGCAGGACUGGCUGCAGACGUCCCAUGGUCAAGCGUGGAUAUCCACUCCUGCGGCGUCCGUCUGGGUGACUUUGGACGAAUUCUCAAGUAUGUUGGAAGCAGUCACCCAGUUUACCAUUGUCCAAGAAUUAUGUUUGCUACCAACCUUUCAAGUGGUCCGGCAGUUCAAAAGCUUGCCAGACUUCUUAAUGUUCCCAGUGUUCCUUGCGUUAAGCCUUCCACUGCAUCAUCAACAUAUCGUCCACCAAACAGGGAGAUCGUUCAUGCUAUGAACGCCUUCAUGAGUUUCACAUACAAGGCGCAGCGCAUCAGUCAAUUAUCUUCCGAUGCUCUCAAGUACGCCUGUCAAAACUAGGCCACCCAUCUCUCGCGUGCUCCAGAUCCACGGGAUGAAACGCUCAACUACAUAUUCCAGGCUUUCUUGGAUCGUUACCUCCUUUCCUGGCUCGAAUGGCAGUGGUGUUCAAAAGGUCUGCGGUCAUGCCUUGUCAUCUUAUCUGAAGGGCAGAAACUUGUUAAGUGUAUUCCAGGACCCUGAGAGGAGACUGGUUUCCGGAAGUUGGCUCUGAAAUAUUGAUCAUUCCAAACCUUUUAUAGUUCAUAGCGGCUUACGACUGUCUCUUUUUCUCCUCGCUCAGUUAUCAGCUUGCAGUCUUGAUUGCCAAUGGUUUGUUCGACUCAUUCAGGAUAUACUAAAUAGAUACAUGUAAAUUUAGUAUCAGUGGUUUGACUCACUGGGUUUCUUUAAAAGCCUA